Ascochyta rabiei is the source of this 1632-nucleotide messenger RNA. RefSeq names its product Carboxypeptidase D. Gene Ontology annotation, molecular function: serine-type carboxypeptidase activity. The transcript is spliced from 4 exons. NCBI's taxonomy places the organism in Eukaryota, Fungi, Ascomycota, Dothideomycetes, Pleosporales, Didymellaceae. Gene Ontology annotation, biological process: proteolysis. The record is from RefSeq and is a predicted model, not a curated record. The coding region runs from base 1 to 1632 and encodes 543 amino acids.
AUGAAGCUCCUUAACCUCGUCAGCGGGCUGCUUUGCGCUUCCUCUGCGCUUGCUUUCAAGAGGCCUACCAAGCAUUCGCUUCCCAGGUCUGUAGUCGAGAAGCGCGUGGCCAACCAGCCCUUCUCGCACCCAGAGAUUCAGAAGCGAGCUUCUCGCUUCUUGACAAACAAGACCGAGGCGUUUGCUGUCAAUGGCUCCGGCAUCCCAGAAGUCCCCUUCGACAUUGGCGAAUCUUACGCUGGAUUGCUGCCAAUAAGCGACAGCCCUGAUGAGACACGCAAGCUUUUCUUUUGGUUCUUCCCCUCGACAGCUGAACAGACACCUGAACACGUCACUAUCUGGCUGAAUGGCGGACCUGGCUGCUCUUCACUCUCCGGCUUUUUGACCGAGAAUGGCCCCUUUACCUGGGAGGCCGGCACGCUCGCCCCCGUCCAGAACCCCUACGCCUGGACCAACCUGACCAACAUGCUAUGGGUGGAACAACCGGUUGGCGUUGGAUACUCCCAGGGAAUACCCAACAUCACCAAUGAGGUCGAACUUGCGGCCGAAUUUCGUGGAUUUUACAAAAGUUUCGUCGACACCUUCCAAACUAAGCAUUGGAAGACAUACAUAACCGGAGAAUCUUACGCCGGAUUUUACGUUCCUUACAUCGCCGACGGCUUCAUUUCUGCCAACGACACUGAAUACUUCAACUUGGCCGGUAUCUCGAUCAACGACCCCAUCAUUGGAGAUUCGACUAUCCAGCAGCAGGUGGUCAUCUUACCCUUCGCUGAGCUCUGGCAGAAUCUUUUCUACCUCAACGAGACCUUCCUUGAGCAGGUCCGUGAUCUCCAGGUCCACUGUAACUACUCGUCCUACCUCGAUACCUACUUCAAAUUCCCGCCGCCCCAGGGGCCCUUCCCCCUUCUGCCAAACCCUUACACCCAGGCCGGUGAGUGUGACAUGUUCGACACCUUCACCGACGCUAUCUCCGAAAUCAACCCCUGCUUCAAUAUUUACCACGUCACCGAGACAUGCCCCCACCCAUAUAGCCAGCUCGGCAUAGUGAACGGCGGCGAUUACUCUCCCCCCGGGGCUGUCAUCUACUUCAACCGCACCGACGUCAAGGAGGCUCUGCACGCACCUGUUGACACGAACUGGCAACAGUGUACUGACAAAAAUGUCUUCGGUAACGGCGAUAUCUUCAGCUACGCUUCUGAUACAUCUGUCGGCCCUGCCAACAGCGGUGCUCUUCAGCGCGUCAUCGAGUUCACCAACAACACCAUCAUUGGUUCAGGCGACCUUGACAUGAUCCUGUGUACCAACGGUACUCUGUUGGCCAUCCAGAACAUGACCUGGAACGGUGCACAGGGUCUGUCAGAAUACCCUGCUACACCGCUGUACGCACCGUACCACCCCGAGUACAAUGAUGGCGCUCUUGCCGGUGCGGGUUUCCAGGGUGUUUGGACUGCUGAGCGUGGAUUGACAUUCUACACUGCCCGUCUCGCUGGCCACGAGCUGCCCGGCUACACUCCUGGUGUCGCCUACCGUAUGCUAGAGAUUCUCAUUGGCAAGGUGAAGGAUUUCAGCAGCACGGAGAGCUUCACUACCCAGACCGGCAACUACUCUGGUGAAGUACCUCUCUACAGGUAG